This is a messenger RNA of Cynoglossus semilaevis (tongue sole), 5396 nucleotides long. It is a transcript of the gene rc3h2, whose product is annotated as ring finger and CCCH-type domains 2. The transcript has 16 exons. The record is from RefSeq and is a predicted model, not a curated record. Lineage: Eukaryota; Metazoa; Chordata; Actinopteri; Pleuronectiformes; Cynoglossidae. Gene Ontology annotation, biological process: nuclear-transcribed mRNA catabolic process, deadenylation-dependent decay; ubiquitin-dependent protein catabolic process; protein polyubiquitination. Gene Ontology annotation, cellular component: cytoplasmic stress granule. The coding region runs from base 2193 to 5084 and encodes 963 amino acids. Gene Ontology annotation, molecular function: double-stranded RNA binding; metal ion binding; mRNA binding.
GUUGACUCUUUGAUAAAACAAUGAAGUCUGCAAGGAAAAGAAGUAAUACAACAGAUGUUAAAAAUGAAACAAACUGUGUAUUUGUUUUACUUCCUCUCGCCUCUUUCUGUCCAAUCAUACCCACCGUAGUACAAUGACUCCCUGGUCAUUCACUGCUUGACCUCAGUGAAAUCUCUGUGCAGCUGGCUGAGCACUUAGUGAGUUGGCUGCACGUCGCACACGGCUGAGGGGUUUUUCAUGUUUCCUUCACUUUAUGCUCUUUCUUCACAUGUCUUCUCUUCUUAAAAUGUGACCCAGAAAUGUCUUUCAUUGUGUGGAUUGUACACAAGCAGUGGAGAACGCCACAGGCAGGAGUUACCGUAACUGACCGUGCACGUGGAUAAAAAAAAAAAAAAGUUUGCAUGUGGGAACACAAAGGGAAAAAAAAGGGGGUGGGAGAAUAGAAUAGGUGGUGUCGGGUCAUCUUCCUGAUAUCAAAGGGAACUGUAGGAGAGGUUGGAAAUGAUAUAACAAUAAAAAGAAGAAAAACAAAGAUCCAGUCAAAUCAAAAGCAUGCAAGUGUUCCAUGGAAACCGCCAUUAAGAACAUCAAAGUCAAAAGAAAAAAAAAAUCUGGAAUAAAAAAAUAUAAAGAAAAAAUGAUAAAGACAGAAUGUUUGAAAUGUCCAGAGUAAACAGCUGAGCUUCAAACUGUUCACGCAACAAUAAAAGGAAGAAAAUAUUAUAUUGUUUAUUUAUGUAUUUUGAUUUAUUAAAAUAUAUUUUAAACAACAAAAGUUGUUUACGGAAUGGAAGGAGAGUCCGUGUCAGACACGUUUAUUGUACUUUUGAGGGGAAAAGAAAUCUGCACAGUGUUGUUGGGUGUGUACAGCUCCACAGACCAGCAUGUCCUCAGUAGUGUAGUACCUCAACAAAUAAAGUCGGCUAGGCCUGUUCUGCCAUGAUACAAUGCUGGCUCAUAAGUCAGCAUUACAUUAUAGAGUUGGGUGAGUAGGAUCUGUUUCCUGUUGUGCUGGUAAAUUUAGUAAGUCGCCUGAUGACGGGGUCAAAUUAUUGUAGGAGUUUUGGAUUUACUGAUGGUAAAUCGUACACGGGGUAAAAUGAUCAAACAAAUGCAAUACUUACAGUACACAGCUCUGUACCAAUGGGUACGCCCAGUGGGCUUGGUUCUUGUCUAUCUGGAAAGAAUUAAGCAAAUGGAAAAUGAAUGAAUGGGGGUUCUCACUUAACCUUUAAUAUGCAUCUUCAGCACCCCCUGCGGGGAAGUAGAGGGAGAUGCAUGAUCUGUGUUUUCCAACAUUGACAAUCCAAAAUAUUCUCGCAAGUUGAUUUAAUUGGUGAUGUAAAGAUCGAUAAAGGAAGCAGAAUCUGUACGUUUUGCUGAAACUACACCUAUGAAAAUGUUUGAGGAAAUAGUCUCUCUGUGUUUGUGUGUUGGUGUUCGCGUGCCACCCUCUCACUGCUGCUCUAACCGCCUGUUCCUUUAAAAUCAAACAGCCCACGCCUAAAAAAGCGGCUUGUUCCGGCUUUGCCCCUUUACAUCUUUCUGUUUUUUCAAAUCCGUGCUCAUGACAUAAAAAUAGUGCCAGCUCCUACAGUUAAGCACAGACGCUCUCUCACAGUGACCAGCGUCGGAGUGACUGUAAACAGCGCACGGGCUGUCGGGAGCGUGCACUAAUACAUGCCUCACGGUGCACAGGCAGCUGCAGCUCUGCGCCUGUGCAGCAGCAACAGCCGCUCUUCAGGCUCCAUCACCACCACCACCACCACCACCAGCAGCAGCAGCAGGAGUAGCAGCCCCUUCAGCAGCGGCGGAGUGAUACCAACAUUGCCCUGUGAGCAGCUCCUCUGGUUUGUCAAACCGAGGGUGUGUGUCGCUCUCCUGUACCUGAGCUUGUGCGUCCGUCACGUACCCGAGGACCAAACAGUGCUCAUCCACAGCCGUGGACCUGAUGCGCUGAAAUGCUCCAGCAUCAGCAGGGACCUCCGUGGACUCACCGCUGCCCUGGUUCUGCAUCUGAUGAAGAUUUGCCAUAAUUGUUACUUGUGUUUGAUGCUCCCCGUGGACAUGUUGUGAUGAAAGUGUUUAUUGUGGAGCUGUGGUGGAGUGUGUGAGUGGCAGUGGUUGAGUGGGAGCUGUCGUGUCAGGUCGUUGACAUGCUUCUUCCCUGAGCUCGGUGCCGUGGUGACAGGAUGCCAGUGCAGGCCGCCCAGUGGACAGAGUUCCUGUCCUGUCCCAUCUGCUACAAUGAGUUUGACAGCAGCAGCCACCAGCCCAUCAGUCUGGGCUGCUCCCACACGGUGUGUAACACCUGCCUCCUCAAACUGCACCGCAAGGCCUGCCCCUUCGACCAGACGCCCAUCAGCACCGACAUCGACCUGCUGCCAGUCAACUGCGCCCUGCUGCAGCUGGUUGGAGCUCAGGUCCCAAAUGUGCAGCCAGUGAGCCUGAGUGGUGCAGGAGAGGUGGAGCACUAUGAGGUCUGCAGGGUGUGUGUCGAAGAGCUGGCUCUCUACCUUAAACCCAUCAGUGGAGCAAAAGGUGUAGCGGCCCUCAGUCCCAGCGUCCUCAGUCGACCCAUGCAGAGGAAGCUGGUGACCCUGGUGAACUGUCAGCUGGUGGAGGAGGAGGGCCGUGUGCGGGCGGUGAGAGCGGGCAGAUCUCUGGGGGAGAGAACCGUCACCGAGCUCAUCCUGCAGCAUCAGAACCCACAGCAGCUGUCUGCCAACCUGUGGGCUGCAGUCAGGGCACGAGGAUGUCAGUUCCUGGGACCGGCUAUGCAAGAAGACGCACUGAAGCUAGUGCUGCUGGCUCUGGAGGACGGCUCGGCUCUGUCCCGAAAAGUCCUGGUUUUGUUUGUGGUCCAGAAGCUCGAGGCCCGGUUCCCACAGGCCUCCAAAACCAGCAUAGGUCACGUGGUGCAGCUGCUCUACAGGGCCUCCUGCUUCAAGGUGACCAAACGUGAUGAAGACUCCUCCCUGAUGCAGCUGAAGGAAGAGUUCCGCACCUACGAGGCUCUCGGGAGGGAACACCACGCUCAGAUCGUCCACAUCGCCAUGGAGGCAGGUCUGAGGAUCUCACCUGAGCAGUGGUCCUCUCUGCUGUAUGGAGACCUGGUCCAUAAAUCCCAUAUGCAGUCCAUCAUUGACAAGUUGCAGUCUCCGGAGUCUUUUGCCAAGAGCGUUCAGGAGCUGACCAUCGUUCUGCAGAGGACAGGCGACCCGGCCAACCUCACCAGCCUCAGACCACACCUGGAGCUGCUCGCCAACAUUGACCACAAUCCAGAUGCUCCAGCUCCGUCAUGGGAGGAGCUGGAAAGUGUGAUGCUAGCUGUCAAACUGGUGGUGCAUGGACUCGUGGAGUUCAUACAGAACUUCAGCAAGAAGAGCCACGACAGUCCACAGCCUCAGGCUAACAGUAAGUAUAAGACCAGUAUGUGCAGAGACCUCCGUCAACAGGGAGGCUGCCCCCGAGGAAACAACUGUACGUUCGCUCACACACAGGACGAGCUGGAGAAAUUCAGAUUGAGAAACAAGAAAAGCAGCAGCGUGGGUCGUACCUUCCCGUUAGCGUCGGGGGUUAUGGGCAAGACGUUCACCACGGAGGGCAGCGUUCACACAGAUGUGUGUGCAGGAGCGGGCCAGGGGCUCAAAGGCACGGAGGAGGGUACGGUGACUCUGACAGAAGGAGCUCCUGGCCUGACUCACCCUCAGCUGAUCUCCAGAGGAGCUGAUAUAAUGGAGGAAAUGAACAGAGCUUUGCCCAACGGAUCCAACGGGUCAAACGGGCUUCCUGCCCCCCACAGGCUCUCGUUGGUAUCAACAGAAAAGAAGUCCAUCUCUCCUCCCAGGACCACUGUCAGCAGCCUCUCAGCCUCUUCUCCUUUGACCACAGUUGGACACAGUGAUGGAGCUGCUCCUCUACCUAAACAUGGGCAGUUCAUGCUGCGUCCUCCACAUCCAACACCGGCGUCAGAGCUGUACUAUCAGGAGUCUCACUCUGCUUAUGACCCGGCACAUUACCAGCCAAACUCAGGUUCCUACUAUCCAUCCACUCUCCAUCCUUCUCACAAACCCUGCAUGGCUCGCUUCCUCAGAUCCGCCAACGUCCCAGAAUCCUCUUUGCCACCUUCUGUUGGCCCUCAGUCAACUUCCUACCCCAGUGACCCUCAAACAUCACACCCACCUUCCUCUUCUCCCUCUGCGUACUCUCCUCACCCACCCAGAGAGCGGAUGGGUCCGGCCUUUCAUCCUCACCCAGGACAGCCUCAGUUUGGCCACCUGACCCCGGGGCAUGGAGUCUAUGCCCCACUGUAUGACAGCAGGAGAGUCUGGAGGCCUCAGCUGUACCACAGAGAGGAUGCCAGGAGUAACUCACUGCCUCCAGAAGUGCUGCAUUCGUCCGUCUACCAGCCUCCUCUCAGGGAGAGGUUCAACUCCCUGGACAGUAACUACUGCUCUGGAGCAGAGCAUCGUGCAGGGCUGCACAGGGACUACAGUCGUGUUCCCCUGGGCUACGAGGAUCUGUUCAGGAGGAAGCAGGAACAGUGGGCGCACCAUCACCACCAUCACAGCACCUCCAGACCCUCCCAGUCCUCCCACAUCUUCACCAUGGAUUUUGGAUCUGAGCGUUUGGAGAGCAGUGGAGGUCAGUGUGCUGGCUGCAGGUACAGAGGAGAGGAAAGUUUAGCACAUUAUUCUCCAUGGUCCUGUGGUUCCAUUGGCCCGUGCCUUAGUCCUUUUGAGCCUGAGACACUGACGCACACGCCUCCUCACUCCUGCUCAGAGCCCUCGGAUUUAGACAACAGCGGUAGCCGAGGUGGUGUUGGUGGUGGAGGCGGCAGUGGGAGUACUGGUACCAAUAGUGUGGGAAAGCGGUGGCUGCAUUCUCUGGACCACUACCGUCGAAUGAAAGAAGAAGAUCCAAUCAUUCCCUUCAGUGAGGGGCCCAUGAUCUCUAAGUGGGGGGCCAUAUCCAGGGCCUCGCGCACAGGCUAUCACACGACCGAUCCUGUCCAGGCCACCGCCUGCCAGAGAAGUACCAGCACCACACCCAUCAACUUUAAAGGCAAGGAGGGAUCAUAGAGAGCGUUGCUCACUGUUAAACAGCGUAACAGCGUUACGUUUUUUUUUCAAGUGCUGAGCUGUGUUAUGUUCCUCAACCUUUUUCAUUUUGAAAUCAGAGCAGUCAUUAAAUUGCUACAAACCUUGAAUGGAAACCUGUAAAAGUCCUUGAAAUUUUGAAUCUAGUCUGUCUGAUCAUUUUUCUUUUCAUGAACAUCCCAGAAUUUACAAAAAAGAAAUCCUCUGAAAUACCACCUGUACAAGUGUUUGGACUGAUAUAAUAAUUAAAUAGAUUUUUUUUACUUACACUCAUCUGUAAACACAAAUAGCUUA